AUGAAGCUCCUCCAGCAACUCGAGCGGGAUUUGCUUGCAUCCUCCAACGGGGAAUCCUUUACUUAUACCGCCACCGUCGAUGAGUACAAGGAGCUCGACUUGUUCUUUCGAACUAUACAAGCCCAAAUUUCGAACCGAGGAGAUAUCGACCUGUUUCAAGUAGCCCACGGCGCGGAUGUUGAUUUUACUCUCGAGUACCAGGGUGAAAAGAUCGAGAAGACGCCCGAUUUUUUUUUCAUCCCUGACCGUCUACCUUUUCCUUCAGUUGCCCUUGAAGUUGGAUACAGCGAGACAUAUGAACAUCUGCUCCAUUCCAUGGACCUGCUGUUAGAAGGCAGCGGCGGACAUGCCCGAGUAGUGAUUCUGGUGAAGGUAUUUCCAAUACAAAGAGACCAGACAGAGAUCGAGUCUGCAUUUGUUGAGGUCCAUGAGUACGAUGCCUCAUCUGGACGUCGGAAGAGGCGCGGAGGGCGGAAGAUUAGUCCAUUUCUAUAG
Messenger RNA from Aspergillus terreus NIH2624, 495 nucleotides. RefSeq lists its product as uncharacterized. The transcript is spliced from 3 exons. Bases 1 to 495 code for a protein of 164 amino acids. The record is from RefSeq and is a predicted model, not a curated record. Lineage: Eukaryota; Fungi; Ascomycota; Eurotiomycetes; Eurotiales; Aspergillaceae.